GAAAGACUGAGUCUGGGCCAAAAAAAAGAGACUGAGAGCAUGGGUGGAGCCCAGUUAACCAUAAAGUUAAGGGGUAGUAGGGUUUUAGAACAGGGAGAAGCGAAGGGUGAAACCACGAAACCAAAGCAGCGAGCGGCAGCUUUUCUUCUGUAUCCCAAAAUGGUUGCUUUCAGGUUUCAUCAGUACCAGGUGGUGGGCAGAGGUCUCCCAACAGAAGCAGAUGAGCAUCCGAAGAUUUACCGUAUGAAGCUUUGGGCCACCAACGAAGUCCGUGCCAAAUCCAAGUUUUGGUACUUUUUGAGGAAGCUGAAGAAGGUGAAGAAAAGCAAUGGACAAGUUUUGGCCAUCAAUGAGAUUUUUGAGAAAAACCCUACCAAGAUCAAGAACUAUGGCAUUUGGCUACGAUAUCAAAGUCGAACUGGUUAUCACAAUAUGUACAAGGAAUACCGAGACACAACUCUCAAUGGUGCCGUAGAACAGAUGUACAAUGAGAUGGCAUCUCGUCACAGGGUGAGGUUUCCUUGUAUUCAAAUCAUCAAGACAGCCACUAUCCCUGCAAAACUUUGCAAGAGGGACAGCACCAAGCAGUUCCACAACUCCAAAAUCAAAUUCCCACUGGUAUUCAAGAAGGUCAGGCCACCUACUAGGAAGCUUAAGACAACAUACAAGGCAUCCAGACCCAACUUGUUUAUGUAAUUGUCUUCAUAAUUGGUGGUGAUAGGCUAAAAGCCUUUAGUUUGAUUACUUCCCUUAAUAGAUUGAGAGGACAGAUCAAAUUUUGAACACUUUGUGAAGAUUGUGGUUUUGAUAAGUUUACUUUUAAUUUGAUGAGCAUGGUGAAUUACAAUUUAUAUUAUUUGCAAUGUCUGGUUGGAGAGUAAUGAGUAUGAUGUUUCUGUUGGUUAUCACUUGUGCUAUCAGAAAAAGCUUUCAACCUGCUUAAAAAUGGUUUUUACUUUUACAGUUGCAAUUUUACCUCUUAUUCACUCUUGAAAUAUGUCUUGUUAACUUUGUAAUUUAUAGCUUAGGUAAAAGUCUUGGAUGGACCAAG
Messenger RNA from Durio zibethinus, 1051 nucleotides. RefSeq names its product large ribosomal subunit protein eL20-like. The record is from RefSeq and is a predicted model, not a curated record. Gene Ontology annotation, cellular component: ribosome. Lineage: Eukaryota; Viridiplantae; Streptophyta; Magnoliopsida; Malvales; Malvaceae. Gene Ontology annotation, biological process: translation. Gene Ontology annotation, molecular function: structural constituent of ribosome.